UAUUUAUUUUACAAUAUGAGGCACUUUACAGUGUUAAUUUGUUAUUGUUUGCUGGUGGCCAUAAAUGCUAUUCCCUCGAAACUUUCUCUAGAUGACUCCAAUACUCAUACCGAAAUGGUAGAUCGUAAUAAUCGCCAACAGGUCUUGAAAAUCUUUAAUUUGACCGAGGCUCAAAUGAGCCGCAUUUAUGCCGGCAUAAAUGCUGCCAAUAAGGAGUCCGAGGCCGAUGGUAGGACCAUGCAAUAUUUUAAUAACAUACGAGAAUUUCGCAUUAACGACAUAAGAAAUCGCAUUAGUAAUGCCAUACAAAAUGUCAAUUCCGAGGAGAAUCAAGAACAACAUCCCCUCCACGAAAUGGCUGCCUAUCCCACAUGUAAUUCGGAAACGACCGAGUCUUCUUGGCUGCAGGACAACAAUAUCACCAUACAAUUCUCGCAAACUUUGUUCGAGCAGAGAAAAGAUUUGAAUUUGGAUUCGGCCAUAUUGAGAUUGUACAAAAUCAAUCCCAAUAAUACCAAUGAACAAAAGCAUGCAAAUGCCAGCAAUGAGGGAGACGCAACCAAGAUCGCAGAUGAUGUAAGCGAUACCGAAGAUAGUACUAAACUAAAGAGAUGCGCUGAACCGAAUAUGGAUGCUCAGAUCCGUGUUACCGUAUCCAUAGUCCAGCAAAUGCGUCGCAACAAACGUGGUGUGUAUGAACGCAAGAAGCGCAUUUGCAACACCGUCAUGAUGAAUGUCUCCCAAACUGGCUGGGUUGAAAUUGAUAUUAAACGUGCCAUUUACAUUUGGGAGGAGACCGCCAAACAGUUGCAGCAAACCCAACAGAAUCGUUCUCCCAUUCUGGUGGGCUGGCUGAUGAUCGAAGUGCAUGAUGAGGAAGAGCAGCCCUUGAAGCCAGGCCUCUUCUUUAAGCCACCAAAUUGCAAUCAGGCAGAUAUUGCAAUCCCAUGGAAUUACUACAGACCGGACACGUCUAUGCCUUCAUUUGCAACGCACGAAGUGCCAAGGUACCCAAGAAUAGAUGUCAAAAUGAUUGGUUACGCCUCUUUUGCGCCCAUCAAUCAAAAACAUAACAAGGACGAAGAAGGAAUGUAUGCUAAUCUAAAACGUCAAGUAUUUAAUCUCACCCAUGAAUUACACGAUACCGAAUCGACCACAUAUUUAGCACCAACCGCCGACAAUCACUUGGAUCCCAACGACAACACAGCCUCAAUAAAUGAAGAAAAGGAAAUGCAGCAACAACUACACCGGGAACAUUUCCAGCACAAGCGACACUUGAAAUUGCAACAGCUUAAAGAACAAUUGGAAGAGGUGGAACAACAGAACAAACAAACAAUAGAGCAGGAGGAGUUGAAGGAGUUAAAGGAAAUGUCAGGACAACAACAAGCACAGCAUAAACACAAACACCAUAGACACCAUCAUCGUCAUCAUCAUCGUCAACAGCAGGCACAUUAUCACAUCAAGGCUAAUAAUGAUGACAAUGAUGAUAAUGUUGCAGCUACACAAACUCCAACAAGUAACGAACAACAACAGAAUGAUGCAAAACUCUUGCAACAUAUUGCUCAUAAGUUACAGCAAGAACAAAGACAACUGCAUCUCUUGCAUCAACAGCAACAGCGAGCUACAACAUUUAAUAUUUAAAUUGAUACAAAUUCAAUUAUAAAUGAAAUAGAAACAUUUCCACACACAACAUAUCUCAGUAAGAUAAAUUUAGUCACUUUAGAUUAGAUGGCACACAUUUCAUAUACAAACAUACAUAUUUCCAUUCCACAAAACACUCCUCACCUCAACUUAAAUUCAUGAUGCGUCUCUAUAAACUGCUCAACUUUAUCUGUUUAAAUGGUUAAAUAGAAAACCAUUUAUGAUUGUUUUUUAACAGGGUUCCUAAUCGGAAAAAAUUUCUCGGGAAUAUUUUUGAGACAUUUCCGGGAAAUUUUGGGAUUUUUUUUCUAAAACUCAAAAGUAUGAUCUUAGCACUGAUAAUAAAGAUUCGUUGUGAUUCGUUUCCAAUAGAAUGAUUAUCAGUAGAAAAUCAGUUGACACAGAAGAAUUACGAUUUAAAUAGCCGUAUUUGUGUCACUCCAACUAUAAUUUUUUAGCCACAACAGAAAAAUUUGGUCAUUUAGACCAAAUCAUUUGAUUGGAAAUAAAUUCGGUUAUCACAACCGAAACAAAAUUAACUUAUCCAGUAUGUCUACUUAAUACAAAGUUUACAUGGAUAGUCAGCCAGCCAUCUAGACGGAUGGACAUUUAAAAAAUGUUUCUGAGUCGAUCGGAUGGUGUAGAGUAUAAAAAAUUCCUGGGAAUUGUCGGAAAUAAACAGGGAAAUUAGGAACCCUAUUUGAAACACUAAUGAUUUAAAUUAUUAUGGGUUUAUUCAGUAGAAACGAGCUGUAAUUGUUAAUCUACACCAUUUCCAAAUAUAAUUCACUGCAGUAUGAACUUCAGUAAUAUUGAUAACAGAGUUUGUCGCACUGACAUUUGAUCAACUGUAUGAGAAAAUAUAGAUUGUACAUCUGGGUCCACACAAACAUAUCAGACAUCUCUGAUCUUGCAACAGACAAUAAAACAUAAAUUUGAGCUACUAAUCAUAUUUGGCAACACCAGUUGUGAGUUAACUUGGAUCCUAAAAAUUAAAGAAAAAUAUUUCACAUUUGAUUGGAAAUGGAGUAGAAAGAAACCACAUCAAAAUUAUCAUUAUCAUUAAUGUUAUAUGUAAGUUUAAUUUUAAAUUAUUUCUGUUAAAGGCUGGUUUACUUAAAUAUCGGUGCUUAAGGCAGUUCGACUCAGUGCCGAUAUAAAAAUAUAAUAACUAUAAGUAAAUAUUAAAAUCAAUGAUUUAAAUUAAAUCCUCUUUCUAACACGCACACACCCACUCCCCUGAUCCUCGAAGGCUAUUAAUUAAUUAAUUUAUUAUUAACUACCCAGAAAUUUGUUUAAUAUUUUAAACUUAUUUAUUAUAAAAGUAAAAUUGUCAAAUUUGUAGUCAGUAGUUAUUGAAAAUUUAAAAAAAUUAAGAAAAUUUACAAAAAAUAAAAAUAAAAAAACAACAUGACGUAUAAACCUUGCUGCAUUUCCUGUGAUUGUUUAUAAUUUUUUGUGUAUUUUAUAUGUGGUUGAUUCUAUAAUUAUAAUAAUUACGAUUACAUUUAUUAAUAAUUAAUUAAUAUUU
Molecule: messenger RNA, 3172 nt
Organism: Calliphora vicina (urban bluebottle blowfly)
Lineage: Eukaryota; Metazoa; Arthropoda; Insecta; Diptera; Calliphoridae
Gene: ana
Product: anachronism
Exons: 5
Coding region: 16-1641 (541 amino acids)
Source: RefSeq, a predicted model, not a curated record